UUACCACCAAAAGUUAAAGAGGCAACUCGAACGUUUUUUUUGAACUACCAGUGACGGGUAGCGUUGGACUGUUGGUUUGUUUUCAUGUUGAGGCUGAUAACGUAGCGUUAGCUAGCUAACUUGGCUAACUUAGCUCUUGGACUAGUCGGAUGUCCAGCUGGUAUUUGAGCUCGGAAGCGCUUGACAUUAUUUUCCUAAUAUGUGUAAGAAGAGGCUCGGUGGCUUUUCCUUCCUCUUACCCGCUACUUCACUACAGACCCAAUGUCUACAGGAUGCGUGGGGUCCUCGCGUGUUCUCCACAGGUACGGUAUUUGUCCGGCGAGAGGGGCAGCAGAAAAGGUUUCAUCGGGGAAUUGCUGGAGAACAUUAGGCAGGAGCUGAACAAGAACAAAGACAUGAAAGACAACAUCAAGAAGUUCCGGGAAGAGGCCAAAAAACUGGAGGAGUCGGAUGCAUUGAAACAAGCUCGAAGGAAAUAUAAAACGAUAGAGUCUGAAACAGCGAAGACCUCCGACGUUCUCAAGAAGAAGUUGGGAAACAUCUCUGAGACAGUUAAAGAGGUAAAUGUGACGAGUAUCUCACUCAGCCUUUCUUUUGAUUGUCAUCCGAUAGAUACGAUCUUCGAGUUGAUCUAUCCACCUUUACAAUGUGUGUGUGUGUGUGUGUGUGUGUGUGGACAGGGGCUAGAGGAGGUCGGUCGUACAGAAAUUGGAAAGAAAAUCAAGGAUGGAAUGGAGGAGGCAGCCAAAACAGCGAAGACCUCAGCAGAGUCUGUCUCUAAAGGUGGAGAGAUGUUGGGGAAGAGCGGUGCGUUCAGAGCCAUAUCACAGGGCAUGGAGAGCGUGAAGCAGGAGAUCGGUGAUCUGGGUCACACUGGCCCUUAUCGGUCGCCUGCCAGGCUCAGGAAGAGGAGUGAGUUCUCCUCCAAGGGGGCAGGAGACGACGGCAAGGUGUUCGAAGCCAACGAGGAAGCGAUGGGCGUGGUGCUCCACAAAGACUCCAAAUGGUCCCAGCAGUGGAAGGAGUUCAAAGACAACAACUUGGUCUUCAACCGGUUCUUUGAGAUGAAGAUGAAGUACGACGAGAGUGAGAACAGCCUCGUCAGAGCAUCUCGUGCCGUCACCGAGCGGAUGACUGACAUCAUAGGUGGGCUGUUUUCUAAGACGGAGAUGUCUGAAGUACUAACAGAGAUUUUGAAGGCGGACCCGUCCUUUGACAAAGAUUCCUUCCUCAAACAGUGUGAACGAGAUAUCAUCCCCAAUAUACUGGAGGCGAUGAUCCGAGGGGAGCUGGUAGUAUUGAAGGACUGGUGUUAUGAAGCGACAUACAGCCAGCUGGCACAUCCAAUUCAGCAAGCCAAGGCCAUGGGACUUCAUUUCCACUCUAAGAUCCUGGACAUUGACAAUAUUGAUUUGGCCAUGGGGAAGAUGAUGGACCAGGGUCCAGUGCUGAUCAUCACCUUCCAGGCUCAGCUAGUCAUGGUGAUCCGAAACACCAAAGGAGAGGUGGUGGAGGGAGACCCUGAGAAAGUGCUGAGGAUGAUGUACGUGUGGGCUCUGUGUCGAGACCAGGAGGAGCUAAACCCGUAUGCUGCCUGGAGACUGCUUGACAUCUCCGCCUCGAGCACCGAACAGAUCCUCUAACUUUGAUAUGCGCAGAUCACUCAGAGAGAGAACAUACUGUACAUGUACAGGCCCUGGAGCUGGCUGUGAAGGGGGGAGGGGGCGGGGACAUGGAGAUGAGGGACAAACGAGUGGGACACGGGGACAACAGGAAUAUUGUGGCGUAGUGUUGCUAAACACUGCUCACACUAGGGGGCAGUAGACUACCAACAACUCUCAUUCGCCAUAUUUUUUUCAACGCCUGCAUGGCUGUCUAUUGAAACUGGUGCAGUGCAACCGUUAGCAUUGAAGGGAUACAUGAAGGUAUUUAACCGGGAUUCAGCUCUUUUAUUAUGAAUAUGAGAAAAGAAAAUGUGGAAAUCAAGGAAGCCAAUUUGUAACUGAGGCUCUGAACUUCAAGUUGAUGUCAGAAUGUCAAAAAUGUCAGGCCCCACCCCCCUCUCUCUCUCUCUCUCUCUCUGAGGCGUUGUUAUCUCGCUGGUUGGCUGGUCAGUGUGUUGUGGCCAAUCAGUGAUUUCCUAGAUCCUUCUUUGUAUAAUAACUGUAAUUGUAAUUGUUAAAAUGUGAGUCUAUAUUUAUUAUGAAAAUAAAGAAUCCUUUUUUUCACUCUA
This is a messenger RNA of Anarrhichthys ocellatus (wolf-eel), 2233 nucleotides long. It is a transcript of the gene timm44, whose product is annotated as translocase of inner mitochondrial membrane 44 homolog (yeast). Gene Ontology annotation, biological process: protein import into mitochondrial matrix. Gene Ontology annotation, molecular function: protein-folding chaperone binding. The coding region runs from base 150 to 1643 and encodes 497 amino acids. Gene Ontology annotation, cellular component: mitochondrial inner membrane. The record is from RefSeq and is a predicted model, not a curated record. NCBI's taxonomy places the organism in Eukaryota, Metazoa, Chordata, Actinopteri, Perciformes, Anarhichadidae. The transcript has 12 exons.